Molecule: messenger RNA, 808 nt
Organism: Jaculus jaculus (lesser Egyptian jerboa)
Lineage: Eukaryota; Metazoa; Chordata; Mammalia; Rodentia; Dipodidae
Gene: Mrpl11
Product: mitochondrial ribosomal protein L11
Exons: 5
Coding region: 74-652 (192 amino acids)
Biological process (GO): translation
Cellular component (GO): ribosome; mitochondrial large ribosomal subunit
Molecular function (GO): large ribosomal subunit rRNA binding; structural constituent of ribosome
Source: RefSeq, a predicted model, not a curated record
CCCAAGAUGGCGGCGCUCAGGGCGACGCUCUUGAUUUUGUUCUGAGGAUAAAGAAGACGGAAAGUCCUACGUUAUGUCCAAGCUACACCGGGCCACUCGGGCCCUCAGGAAGCCUGAGGCCGGCGGUGUGAUCCGGACCAUCGUCCGAGCAGGCCAGGCCAUGCCCGGGCCCCCACUGGGUCCCAUCCUGGGUCAGCGUGGUGUCUCUAUUAACCAGUUCUGCAAGGAGUUCAAUGAGAAGACAAAGGAUAUCAAAGAUGGCAUUCCUUUGCCUACAAAGAUUUUUGUGAAGCCUGACAGGACAUUUGAGCUCAAGAUUGGACAACCCACUGUAUCCUACUUCUUGAAGGCAGCUGCUGGAAUUGAGAAGGGAGCCCGGGAAACAGGAAAAGAGGUGGCAGGCCUGGUGACUUUGAAGCACAUAUAUGAGAUUGCCUGUGUCAAAGCUAAGGAUGAUGCCUUUGCCCUGCAAGAUGUGUCCCUGUCCUCUGUUGUCCGUUCUAUUAUUGGCUCUGCCCGUUCCCUGGGCAUUCGUGUGGUAAAAGACCUCAGUGCAGAAGAGCUGGCAGCUUUCCAGAAGGAACGAGCUGUGUUCUUGGCUGCUCAGAAAGAGGCAGAUUUGGCAGCCCAGGCAGAAGCUGCCAAGAAGUGACCCCUGCUUUCCAUAAUCCAGGAUUUUGAGGGAAGCAGCUGGGAAGGGGUGCAGUUGAGAAUCAUGCCAACAUGAUUAUUAUUUUCCUGAAUUUAUGUAUUUUUACACACAUAACUGUCACAGUAUUGAGCCUAAAUAAAUAUCCUUUAUUACCCA